Molecule: messenger RNA, 1596 nt
Organism: Lingula anatina
Lineage: Eukaryota; Metazoa; Brachiopoda; Lingulata; Lingulida; Lingulidae
Source: RefSeq, a predicted model, not a curated record
AUGUUUAGUUCUGCAAAUCAAGCCAGCACGAAAGAUCUGUACGUGACAAAUCCAGGUCAACUUCUUGGCAACAGAUAUGACUGCAAUAAUGAUUCAGCUUUUAGUUCAAGUAGUAAUUCUCAAUACCUGUACUCUCAGAGAAGUGGAUCACAGGAAUAUUCCCAGCAAUUUGUCCCACAAGGAAGUGAGUCUCCUGGGUCAAAUUUUUAUCAGAAGUAUAAAGCUAUGAGCCCUCUGUUCAGUAAUGAAAACAAUCCAUACAGAAGCAGUGCACAAGCUCCAGGGAAGAUAAACUACCAGCAGCAGUUGCAAAUUAACAAGGCAAAGGCCAGAGAAAGAGAUGAAAGAGACCUAUUGGAUUCUAUUGUAACAACAGUCAGAGAAUGCACUCAAGAAGUUACUGGAACAGUAGCUUCCAUGAAAAAGGACAUCCACCAAGGCAUCAGAACAAAUGAUGAAAAGGUGACAGAUAUGUUAGAAAAAAUCAAAACAGAUAUGAACAAGAACUACGAAAAACUACUGAAAGUGCUGGAAGAAAGAGAACAAGACAAGGAAAAACUGAAGGACAUGGAAAAGAGUCUCACUGCUAAAGAUGCAAUGAUCUCACAAUUGCAAAAUGACCUAGAAAAACUGAGACUACAGAAGGAGGAAAAAAUUGUUGCCUCUUUAAAACAGACAUAUGCUGAGCAGCAAGAAUUAAACAGACAGCAGAUACAUCAGCUACAUCAGGCACAAGUACAGCAUAUUGAGGAACAGACUAAAAGACGGAGGGAUCAAACUGAAGGACAAGAAAAGCAGCACCAGCAGCUUAGGAGUGAGAGCAGAAAACAGAUCAAAGAAUUGGAACACAGAGUCACUCAAGAGCUAGAUACACAGCAAAAGCAGCUGGAGCAUCACAUGAGAGAGAUCACAGAAUCCUACUGCCAAUUACUGGAGCACAAACAUGAACAGCAGAAACAAGAUUUGGAAAAGUGGUUGGUGCAACAGAUGCAAGGAAAAACACAAAAAGGUUUUGUAUUACAGGAAGAUUCAUUCAUAUUUUUUUCUAAAAAUACACAAACACACUCAAAGACAACUUACAUUGGAAAGGACCUGAACUUAGAGCAUGGUCAGAUAGCCAGGCAGUUCCUCAGAGUGGGGGGACAAGAACUGCAAGAUAAACUUAAUACAGUGUGUGCCAGUUUUGGUGAGGUGGUGGUGACCAGGAAAUGUGGGACUUUGCCUGACAAUUGCAAGGUAGUCUAUCACGUGGUUCUGCCAACUUAUGCUCGUGGGAAGGGAGAAACUAUCCUAAGCAGAGUUAUCUCUGAAUGUCUCCAAAUGGCGUCAGACGUCGGCCUCACUUCCAUAGCAUUUCCCUCCAUUGGCUGUGGUAACCUCAAGUACAGCCCAAUGCUGGUGGCUCAGACUUUUCUGGAGGAGUGUGAAAAAUUUGCCAAAGGAAGAACAAGUCUGAAGUAUGUCAACCUAGUGGUGUAUGAUGGCAGCACCUUCCAAGACUUUCAAGAUGAGCUGGCAUCCAAGUCAGGAGGAAGAUCUCCAAGAGGGCGCCACAGUAGACAACAUUCUCAAGAUCUGCAGAUCAAAAAUGGCUGA